This is a messenger RNA of Dracunculus medinensis (Guinea worm), 2730 nucleotides long. Lineage: Eukaryota; Metazoa; Nematoda; Chromadorea; Rhabditida; Dracunculidae. The record is from the annotation of a GenBank genome assembly.
AUAUUGCACAAAGUUGGUGGUAAAGUAAAGAAAAAAAAUCGACGAAUAGGAACGAAGAAUGUAGAUGCAAAAGCUUAUACAUUUCGUUCUGCGGUGAAGGCUGGUCGCGCAAUUAGAAGGGCCGCUGACAAGGGUGAACGCAAAAAGCACAUACCUUUAGUAGAUAGAACUCCUGUCGAACCCCCACCGUAUAUUGUCGCAAUUGUUGGGCCUCCCAAGGUUGGAAAAAGCACUUUGUUGCGAUGUUUGGUGAAACAUUAUGUUAGAAUUACGCUCACAGAAAUUCGUGGCCCAAUUACUAUUGUUACUGGUAAAACACGGCGUGUGACGUUUACAGAAGUAUGCAGUGACAUCAGCUCUAUGAUAGAUAUCGCAAAAAUUGCUGAUCUGGUUUUGUUAAUGGUGGAUGCGUCAUAUGGCUUCGAGAUGGAAACAUUUGAAUUUUUAAACAUUUGUCAAGUACAUGGCAUGCCUCGUAUAAUGGGUAUUUUAAGUCAUUUAGAUGUAAUUAAGAAGAAAGAAAAAGUGAAGCAUGCGAAAAAAUUGCUUAAGCAUCGUUUCUGGACCGAAGUUUAUCAGGGUGCAAAAUUAUUUUAUUUAUCCGGUAUGAUCAAUGAGCAUUAUUUGAGAAAUGAGAUUCACAAUUUGGCUCGCUUUAUCUCUGUUGCUAAACUUCGCCCACUUGCAUGGAGGAUUGAUCAUCCAUAUGUUUAUUGUGAUCGGUAUGAAGAUUUAACUAAUCCUGAGAUUUUGCACGAUAAUCCACGGGCUAAUCGAGUAAUCUCGCUAUAUGGGUGGGUACGUGGGACAUUUUUGAAAAGCCAUUCGGCUGUUCAUAUUCCUGGAGUCGGAGACUUCCGAAUAAAAGAGAUCAAUGCACUUUCUGAUCCAUGUCCGUUACCAUCAAAAGAAAAAGUGAAAAGAACGUUAAAUGAAAGGGAAAGAAUAAUAUAUGCCCCGUUCUCUGGGCUUGGUGGAAUUGUUUAUGACAAAGAUGCAAUUUACAUCGAUACAGGAGGAUCACAUACAUUUCGCAAACCGCGUCAUGAACUUCUUCGAGCCCUCGACAAUAUCAAGCAGGGAAUCGAUGAUAAAAUGGGAAAAAUGGGGUUAAAACUAAUUUCGGAUGCCAAAAAUGAUCUUAUUGAAACUGAUGCCAGUGGUGAAGCAGACGAUAUUGAAGAAGGUGAAAACGGCUUUGGUAAUGAAAAUGAAACGGUAGGGCGCGGCGAUAUUGACGAAGACGAAAGCAGAGAGAGCUGCCUUACUGAUGAUAGUUGGUCAGCUUUGUCGAAAAAAGCUCAAUCAAUGUAUGAAUUAAAAAAACAGAGUCGUUUCAAAUGGAGUACUGUUGUAUAUAAUGAGACAGAAAGUGGAUUUAAUUCCGUUAUUAAUUCUGGUAAUGACCGAAUUACAAAAAUAAGGGUAACAGCUGCCGAAAAUCGGCGUAAAAAUGAUAAAGAGAGGCUUAAAAAUAAAUUUAAUGCUGAAUAUGAUGAGGCAAACCGGUAUUAUUUGCAAUUGAAAGAUGAAUUCGAGCAACAGGCGAAACUUAAUAAGUCAGUUUUCGAUAAUCUUGAUGAGGAUGUUCGUCAAAAAUUGGAAGGUUUUCGACCGGGCACUUAUGUACGUGUUGAAUUUGAAAAUAUUCCAGUAGAAUUCAUCGAUAAUUUCGAUCCUACAAAGCCUUAUAUUAUUGGUGGACUUAUAACGGCGGAACAAAAUUUCGGUUCGUUGCAGGUUCGUAUUAAAAAGCAUCGUUGGUAUGAGAGAAUUCUAAAAUCACGUGAUCCUCUCAUCAUUUCUUGUGGUUGGAGAAGAUUUCAAACAGUCGUAAUUUAUUCAAUGCAAGACCACAAUAUGCGGCAGCGUUUUCUUAAAUACACACCGCAACAUAUGUAUUGUCAAGCAGUUUUUUGGGGCCCUGUCGUUGCUCAGAACACUGGAUUCUUGGCUUUACAGUCACUGACUGAAACUAUGGGAUUUCGAAUCGCUGCAACAGGUGUUGUUUUAAAUCUGGAUAAAGCUUUUGAGGUGGUAAAAAAAUUAAAACUGAUUGGAUAUCCAUAUGAAAUAUUCAAGAAAUCCGCAUUUAUCAAGGGUAUGUUCAAUUCAACACUUGAAGUAGCAAAAUUCGAAGGAGCGUCAAUUCGUACUGUCAGUGGUAUUAGGGGUAUAAUUAAGAAAGCCCAAAGAGAACCACAUGGUGCUUUUAGAGCAACUUUUGAAGACAAAAUAUUGCUAAGCGAUAUAGUAUUUCUAAGAUCUUGGGUAACCGUUCCAGUGCCUCGGUUUUGCGCUACAGUUACGAAUCAUCUUUUGCGCUCUGAUACAGAGUGGGAAGGUAUACGAACUGUUGGGCGUCUGCGUUUCGAAAGAGGUUUAAAAGCACCAAUGAAAAAUGACUCAGUGUACCAAGAAAUUAAACGCAGGCCUUUCGAAUCCGCGCCACUGGUUAUUCCGAAAACACUGCAAAAAGACCUUCCGUAUCGGCUUAAACCCAAAUAUGUCAAGAAUAUUAAAGUCCUUGAUGACAGACUUAUUAGCAAGCAUACUGCUGUCAUUCUUGAACCUCACGAAAGCAAGUUGCACCGGUUUUUGGAGAUGCUCGAUGUGGUGAAUGCAGAUAAAGUUAAAAAGAAUCGAGAGGCCAUGGUCGAGCGUGUAAAAAAACAUCGAAAGGUUACAUAUUAUGCAAUAUACCUAUGUUAUUGCGUGUGUUUCUGUUGA